AACACAUUCACUGCAGUGCAUUGAAGUCGCUAGCAAGCAACCACAGAUAAGCUUAACGAAUUCAUUUCGAACAUUGGAUGAUGACCAUGAAGAGUCUGACCAGAGCAUGAAUGGGAUAGUGCUAACCUCCACUCCCCUACAUGGAGAACGCCAUCGCAUGGAAUGUUAGAGGCCUUAAUGGCCAUGAAAAGCAGAAGGAUGUUGCUAGACUUCUGCUUAAGCGCAAGAUUGGGCUUGUUGCUCUCCUGGAAACUAAAAUUAAACCUGAUAAAUUUGAUAAUGUUUAUUCUCAUGUUUUUCAGGGUUGGUGUGUUGCCGGUAACCUCAAUCUCCAUAAAGAGGGUAGGAUUCUAAUCUUGUGGUUGGAUAGCCAGUUUACUGUUGACGUUAAGCAUGUAACGGAGCAAUGCAUUCAUCUAAAAGCUGUUAACCUCACUUUGAACUCCACAUUUGAGUGCACUUUUGUAUAUGCUCAUAAUGAUGCUAAAAGCAGGGAGAAGCUUUGGACCGAUCUAAUAUCAAUCAAAAACUCCAUGAAUGAAGCCUGGCUUCUUGCUGGUGACUUUAACUGCCCAUUGUUCCAAGAGGAUAGGAUUGGAAAUGAAGUCAGGUUUGCUGAACUCAGGGACUUUAAGGAGUGUACGUUGACUUGUGAGAUCCAAGACCUUCCAUACAUUGGAAACAAGUACACAUGGAGUAAUAAGCAGCAGGGUGAUAGGAGAGUGUUGUGCAAGAUUGACAGAUGCCUUGUCAACCUCAGCUGGAUGGAGAAAUUCCCUGACUCUUCUGUAAACUUUUUGCCUGAGCAGGACUUUGAUCACUCCCCUGCUCUCAUUUCUUUUGAUAAUAGGUCCACUAACAACAGGAGGCCUUUUAUGUUUUAUGAUAUGUGGACUCACCAUACUACUUUUGCAGAUACAGUCACUCAGACUUGGAGCAAGGAGGUUACUGGAACGCCAAUGUAUUGCCUUGUGAAGAAACUCAAAGCCUUGAAGUUUGGGCUGAAAAGCCUAAACAGGAGUCACUACAGCAAUAUUGAGGAGAGAAUGUAUGAAGCCCAAAAAAAUCUCUUGGCGCGCCAGAAGGAUGUUCACUCCCAGCCUCACAACAUUGACCUCAUUGCAGAGGAGAAGAGGGCAGCUGAAGCUUACAAGGAAGCUAAAAAGGCAUACAACAGCUUCACUCACCAGAGGGCUAAGAUGCAUUGGUUGAAGGAAGGUGAUGCUAACACUAAGUUCUUCCACCAAAGUAUCAAGGCAAGGAAGUUCCAGCAGAGAGUGCUUGCAAUUCAAGACAAGAAUGGAGUUACACAGAAAGGCCCAGAGCUAGUUCAGAAAGCAUUUGAAGAUUUCUAUGUAGAUUUGAUUGGUACGGAAAUGCUAUCCAGAACCUCCAUUCAGGAAGGAAUAAUCGGCAAAGGUGAAGUUGUUAGUGAUUAGCAAGCAUCCAUGUUAGUGGCAGAGAUUUCUGAUAAAGAAAUCAAACAAGCUAUGUGGUCUAUCCCAGGCUCAAAGGCCCCAGGUCCAGAUGGUUAUAACAGUACCUUCUUCAAGCGAUCUUGGGACAUUGUAGGGAAAGAUGUCUGUGAUGCUAUCAGAGAUUUCUUCACCCAUGGAAAGCUCCUCAAAGAGGUUAACUGCACAAUACUCACCCUCAUCCCAAAGGUCCAGUACCCUCAUCAUGUAAGUGAGUUCAGACCCAUUGCAUGUUGCAAUACUAUUUACAAGUGCAUUACAAAGAUCAUCUGUUCCAGACUCAAGAAAGUGUUACCUUCAAUCAUUGCUCCUAAUCAAUCAGGCUUUGUUCAAGGAAGACAAAUCAUUCAUAAUGUGAGUGUAGUGCAGGACAUAAUUGGCUCAUAUGGUAGGAAAGCUACCCCACCCUGUUGUUUGUUAAAGGUGGAUAUCAGGAAGGCCUAUGACUCUGUGGAUUGGAAAUUCCUCCAUCAGCUCCUUGAGGCUAUGCACUUUCCCCUGAAAUUCAUUACAUGGGUGAUGCAAUGUGUUACUACUCCUUCUUACUCGUUGUACUCUAAUGGCAACACAUUUGGCUUUUUUGCAGGCAAAAGAGGACUAAGGCAAGGAGAUCCUAUGUCCCCUCUCCUCUUUGUGAUAUGUAUGGAAUAUCUGUCCAGACUGCUUACAUAUGCUGGACAACAACAGGAUUACAAAUAUCAUUUCAGAUGCAGGACGCUCAAACUAAAUCAUUUAGUUUUUGCUGAUGACUUGAUAAUCUUUUGCAAAGGAGACUUGAAAUCAAUCAUGCUUAACUUGAGAGCCCUGGCUACCUUUGCUGCGACUUCUGGACUUAAUGCUAAUGCAGGGAAAUCAGCCUUUUAUUCUUGUAAUAUGGAUGCUCAAGUUAAGGAGGAAGUCAUCAAAAUAUCAAAAUACAAGGAGGAGAGCCUACCAUUCACCUACCUGGGGGUAAAGAUUGACUCCAAGAAGCUAAGUAAGGAUGAUUGUUCUUUCCUCAUUGAUAAAAUAGCUGCUAGAAUUAGAUCAUGGGGCGUAAGAACUUUGUCCUAUGCUGGUAGGGUGCAAUUGGUCAAUUCUGUCCUGUUGAGUAUGCACUGUUAUUAGUCCUCCAUCUUCAUUCUUCCUAAACAGGUUAUUGAGGGAGUCAUUAGUGCCUGCAGGAAUUUCUUGUGGGGUGGUAAGGUCGCCAGCCACAAGACCCCCUUAGUUGCCUGGGACUUGAUAUGUAGAAAAAAAAGAGAAGGAGGACUGGGGCUGAAAGAGAGCCAUGCUUGGAAUUUAGCAUUGCUAGGUAAGUAUGUAUGGUCCAUUGCUAGUAAGGCUGAUAACUUGUGGGUAAAAUAGAUCAACCAUAUUUAUCUGAAAGACAAGGAUUGGAAGACCUACUCCCCAACUUCAGCUGCCAGUUGGUAUUGGAAGCAAUUAUGCCAAGUUAAAGAUAGAUUCAGAAGUGGUUACAAUGGCAACAAAUGGGUGUUUCAGCAUAAAGGAUACACGACCUCUAGUGGCUAUAAAUGGCUAAGAGGGGAAGGACAAGAAGUUGAUUGGGCAGGAUGGGUUUGGAAUAAUCUCAACAUCCCUAAACAUAGCUUCUUAUGUUGGCUAGUGAUGUGGAGGAGAGUCCAGACAAAGGACAGGCUGAAAAAGAUGCAGAUUCAAACAGAUGAGCUUUGUCCUCUGUGUGAACAGGAGCUUGAAACUUGUGAUCAUAUUUUCAUUACUUGUCCUUAUGCCUCUACCUGCAGGAAACUGUUGGAGGACCAAAUUGGGAUUAAUGUCUCAAUAGCGGACUUGACCCAGCUCAGUACUUGGCUGCGAAAACCAUGUAAUGGAAGGUUUCGAAGGAGAGUGAUCCAGUGCACCUAUGCUGCUCUAAUGUACAACAUUUGGAAGCAAAGGAAUGCUGCAGUCUGGCGGAAAUGCAUAGCAAGUCACCAAAGCACUGUUGAGAAAGUCACUAAAGAGGUUUACUGGCGAAUUGUUAGUGUAAUGCCUAAGAAGCCAUCUUGUACUGAUAAAAACUGAUCUGAACAUGAAAAGAGAAUCUGUGGAGAUGGAUCUGCUUGAUAUCAAAGGUCUCGGGCCAUUUUUGAACAGAUCUGAACAUGAUGCUGUUUGUAGAUAUAUGGCAAACAGGAGCACCGUCCCUUCAUCCUAGUAACCAUCCUCCAAUGCAGCAUGGAAAUCAAGUAAUAGUCCCUUCUUAAGCACUACUCCUCUCUCUUAUUAUUGGCCUCAUUUGAUGAAAAAAAAACUCAUAUUUAGUUAAACGGGACUAAUUAUAAGUGACAGAGUAGUACCUUCAUUGCAUGCAUACUUGACCUUUUAGCUUGUUGUUCAUAAUGUCAUACCAAAUGUAUAUCUGCAAUGGCUAUAAAUUGUACUGGUUGAUAGUUGAUAUAUAUGGUUUGUUGCAUCAAUUGCUCCUCCUUUGCUACCACUUAACAAGUUAACAGAGAUAGGAUGGAUAAUUGAGAUUAGUGUCAUUUGGACUAGUACAUCAGCUAUUAUUACUUCAUCUACAUUUGGUGUUGAACCACCUCCUUAGUGAUAUUGACAGGCAGACUAUUAUCAAAUCAUCAUCAUUAACUAUCUUCCUCCAUCUGAACAUUCGUAGGAAACAAACAACACAACUUACCCCACUUCCAUGGCUCUUUCAUUCCAUCACCUUCAAUCUCUCAAUCUUCAUACAUCAUUUCAAGUAUUUUUCUCUCUCCUUCAAAAAACCUUUUUUUUUUUCUUAAUUUUAUAAGGCUUUUUAAUUGUUUCUCAUCCUUAUUCCAGAUCUAGUGUUUUAAUGUGAAUCCAUUAUUGGAUGAGGAUAGUCGUACUUUUUUACUUGUGCUGGGUUUUUUGACUUCUUGUUUGAGUGGGGAUUUUUACUUGUGAAUCCAUUAUGGCUAAAUCAUUUUUUAAAUUUUUGAUAGUUCGUUGUUGUAAUGGUUUUCGUUUAUGUUCAUGGUGUUUAUUGGUAGUUUUAGGUUUGUUUGGUGUUAGUGGUGGUUCGAUUUUGGUGGUAGGUAGUUUUAGGUUGUUUGGUGUUGGCUGCGGUUUGAUUAUGGUGGUUGGGGAUUUGGAGUUUGGGGGUUGUAUAGGCAGAAAUUUAUAUGGUGUUAGGGAUGGUGAUCUAGUGGUGUAGUCGUCCUUGACGGUGGACUCUCGGAGUUGGCUAUGAACUUACAGUGGUGGUUGAUUGCACUGUUGGUGAAUUGUGUUGGUGGGCCCAUCUUUUUUGUUCUAGUGUGGUAACCUUACUAAACAAAGGGCAUUUAAGUAACUCUGUCACUAUGGGUGUUGUCUGUUUUAUUUUAUACCGCAAGCGUACGGAUAAUUGUAGUACUUAUUGGUCGACACAGGGAGACAACAAUUGAUAUGAAUUUAGUUCAACUAAUUUGCAAGGAUAAAGAGUAAUUGUUGUGAAUGGGUUUUGAUGUUUGGUGAAGAACAAUCAACAAUAAAUGCACAAAGAACUACCCAAAAACAGAGCGCAACAACAAUAGACAACAAACACAAGAUUUAUGAGGUACCUAUGGAUACCUCCCCCUCAAACAAAGAUCACUUUCAUUAAUAUACUCAACAAUACAUCAAUGACAAGCCUCACAACCUUUGAGAACACUCUCUCAAAGAAAAUAUUGAACCUUUAAUAUCAAUCUCACACAAGCAACCUAAUAUAAGGAAGAAAGAACUCUCUUGGCUAAACCCUAGUUGUUUUUAUGUAUUAGGCUCCCCACACUUGUUCUAAUGAUGUUUUAAGACCCUUAUAUAACCCUAAGACCAAAGGGCUUAAAGCCCAAGCAAAACCGCAACAAAAACAGAAACUGACGCUGAGAUGGAGCUAUUGCUCACUAAAUUCGUGUAAAAUCAAAAUAGCAAUGAUAUUCUCCAUAGCAUUCCACAAAUUUGUGCAAAAAUUAAUCAAGAAUUGAAAAUGUUGAUAUAUGAUUGAAAUGCACACUUGUCAGAGAUCAGAAAAUCAAAUUCCACGAUUAAAUGCAAUUCAUGAUUGAUUAUGAUUUGUAAUUGGAACAACAAAACGAAUAUUUAAAAGAAUUGGAAACUGAAUUCGUACUUGUUAUUGCCAAUUCCAAACAAAAUUGCAAUAUACUUGAUUUUUUUAAACUUCACCAGAAUGAUGAAAAUGUCACUUGUAUUGCUGUGGGUUUCGUGUUUUAUUCUUCGUGUCCCUCUUCUGCAGCCUUGCUCUGAUACCAAGUUGAUGCGUGAAUGCCUUUAAGCUUUCCAAGAUUCCACCUAGGUGUUCAAGAAUGCCUCUGAUGGUCUUGUUGAAUACUCCAAACCCAGAUACACCCUUCUGAUCUUUAGGAACAGAAGGUUGACCAGAACAAAUCCAAAGGAUUGGUUCUGUGACUUGGACAGAAACAAAUUGGUCUACACUCAACCAUUUGGCCUCUUCCUCACACUUGGAUUAAGAUUCACUCUCUCAAUCUUUGUGGAAAUCUGAGUACACUCCUUGCUUCACUCACAAAGAACACACAGAGGUCAAGAAAUACUUCAUGUAUUCCUCCUUUGAACAAUUGUCAAUACAAUCACUUUUAUGUUUAUUGAAAUCAAAAUCAAAAGAAAUUUACAAAUGAAGUGAGGAUCCUUUAUAUAGGCCUCACAAGGAUCUUAACGGCGAUAUUAGCCUAACUAACUUGCUUAACAAAAUCAAGAAUGCACGUGCUAACAUAUGCACAACAAAACAGAAUUAAAAGGCUUAUUUUUGUUUGCUGACUGAACUAGCCUUAACCUACUGAUUGUACACUUACUAUUAAAUGUGUCCUGGAUCCUGCUGUGCUUCGGCCGUGAAUGGUGGUUGAUUGGAGGGUUGUUGCAAGGUUGCUUGUGCUCUUGUUUUGCUGCACAUGCUCAUCAGCAGGUACAUCAGAAGGCAUCUCAGGGGCAGGUCCAUCAGUAGGUUCCUCAUCAGUGUAUGCUUCUGCUUGUGUUAUUUGUGAUCCUAUUGCAAAUGGAUGAAUAAGAAAACCGCCAGUCUCAACUGAAAUUAGGGCAUUCUCGGCCGAGAGUGGGCGACUUCGACUGAAGCCCAUAGAGUCUCGACCGAUGUUGUAAGUGAUUUUAUUUAAAAGUUUUUCUUUAAUACAGUUUGUAAGAUUGCAUUUUUAAUAUUUUUAAUGUUUUUCUCUAAUUCAUAUACUCUUGCCGAUCUUGCUCAUUUGAGCCUUGAGGUUCAAUGAAACUAUUUAGUUAUGGUGAAAAUCCAAUAAUUUAGGUUAGACUUCAGAGUGUUUAUAUGAAAUACCAUCUAGAUCUUUCGUCUUUUCUUUGUAGUAUAGUUUGUUACAUUGUAGUGCAUUUUAUUUUCUUAAAAAUUGUCUCUGUGUUUUGAAUACUUCUGUUUGAUUGUGUUUUAGGACUUGCUUGCAUUUGGUGCCUUAGACCUACCACCAUAUAGAGGAUAAAGCAUAAUAUGAAAUGAUUAAAAUUUUCUUUCUGAUGCUUUAUUUGGAGCUGCUGUAAAAUUGUAUGUCGUUACUUGUUAACGUGUUUCUUUCUAUUGAAAUCUCCUUUUUGGAAACAUAUUGAACAUCUUUGUAUAAAACAAUGGUGUUUGGAUUCUAUUUCAACCAUUUUGUCCGAUA
Amaranthus tricolor (Joseph's coat) is the source of this 7081-nucleotide messenger RNA. RefSeq lists its product as uncharacterized. Gene Ontology annotation, molecular function: catalytic activity. Bases 141 to 1439 code for a protein of 432 amino acids. The record is from RefSeq and is a predicted model, not a curated record. NCBI's taxonomy places the organism in Eukaryota, Viridiplantae, Streptophyta, Magnoliopsida, Caryophyllales, Amaranthaceae. The transcript has 3 exons.